Acanthoscelides obtectus is the source of this 2583-nucleotide messenger RNA. NCBI's taxonomy places the organism in Eukaryota, Metazoa, Arthropoda, Insecta, Coleoptera, Chrysomelidae. The record is from the annotation of a GenBank genome assembly.
CAACUCAAUAAGCUGUCACUGUCACGUAGAAAGUAAAUGAUAAUCAGUAUAUAUGUUUUGUGACAAAAAGUAAACAAUUGUAUAAACUUUGUGUAAUGAAAUUAUGUAUAAACAAAUAACUAUCUUUUCCUUUCCUGGGAAGAACCCUGAUAUUUUCAAAAUGUAAAGUCCAUCCAUAUGAUCUUCAGGCAUAUAUUCUAUGAAAUCCGCGAAAAUGGCAGACGCUGAUUGUGCCAGUGAGACGGCUAGCUCGAUAGGAGACGAGGAACGUGUGAAGAGGCUCUUCCAGGCCUGCGAUGCUAAUGGAGAUGGUUAUAUUGAUAGCCAGGACCUGCUUUCCAUUUGCAAAGAAUUAUGCUUAGAGGACAGUAUCGAUGAACUUAUGCUCCAGUUGGGAGCCGACUCUCAGGGCAGAAUAUCCUACGACCAAUUCUUGGAAAGAAGACUUGCUUUGAGGCCUGAGAUAGAUGCUUUGAAGAACAAUAGCAGAGACAAUAUAAGUGAACAUAGUCAAGGUAAACUAGAUAGUUGGGAAUGGGACUCUGGUGCUAGAGAUAUGUCUCCUGUUCCAAAGAAUAUUAAACAUAGUGAAAAGUACACGGAGGAAGAGUUCAAUGAGAAACUCCAGCUGCAGCUAGAUGAACAAGCUCAAAGGUAUGAGGAGCAACUGACAGAAUUGCAUUCAGUGAUAGCAGAAUUAACUAGAAAAUUACAACAACAGCAGAUCAUGGCUAUAAAUGAGGAAGAUGAAGUAUCAGAAACUUGUACUAGUGCCCACGAGGAGUCCAUAACUUGCCCUUUAGAUGUUAGUGAAUCUGAUCACUUGGAUAAUGAUGUUUCAGAUAGUGAAAAUAAGUUAUCCAAUAGCCCAGCAGAACAGCUUGAACCACAUGACAACAGGCAGAUCUCAAAUGUUGUAGAACCAUUCAGAAAUGAAAUAGCAAUCCUUAAACGACAGUUACAGGAAACACGGGCCAAGUUGUCGCAAACAAAAGUGGAAAAGGACAAUAGCCAUGAAGUUACUUUCCCAGAAAAGAAUCCGGUAAAGCAUUUGGAGACCAGCGAAAAACUUGAUUUGGGAGAUUUUCAGCGAGAUGACAGUAAUGUAAUGUAUACGAGGGAAUCCUUGGCGACAACCAACAAACCAAAUAUAAAAAACAACGCUGUAUUUGUCACGUCACCAGUGAGCAAAAUUGCGGAGCGAAUCAAACUGAGAAGGGCAGCUGACUUGAAAGCGGACAUCAGUCCGACAGAUAUAGUCAAUUCGGAUUUGUCGACCGUAGUAGCUGAACAAAUCGUCGGUGAUAUCCUGGGGCAGUGCGAUAUGCAGUCGGAGAAGCAGUCUUUGCUCAUGGAACUGAAGAAGAUGAACGCGAAACUAGACCACGCCAAAGCGCAAAAUAACGUGUUGUCGUUAACUAUAAGUGAUAUCAAGGCUCAGUGUGAUAAAUUGACUCUGUUAUGCGGCAAAUACGAAUCAAACGCCAUAGCACUUCGGCUUGCACUAGGCAUCAGCGAUCGAACAAUACAAGCAUAUGAUGUACUCUUGGCCCUACUGGAAACGGAGUUAUCUCUCAAAGAGAAUAAGCCAGAUAAUUUGGAGAACAGGAUGGCUGCAGAAACAGUUGCUAAGCAACUACUCCACAAUUUGGACUCGUGUCAGGAGACAGAUCUGUUGUUUUCAAUGUGGCAAGGCCAUGUUUGUAAUACGACACUGUCAGACAUAGAUGAGCCGUGGACGUCCGAUGAUGAAUUCAGACUUAGGGAGCAUAUCUCAAGGUUGAAGUUGGAGAGGAGCAGUAUUCAGGGCACGUAUGUUGUCCUGGAGUCAACUCAAAUUGAACAGGUACCUGUGUGCCCUACCAGCUAUCAGGACGCUAGGAAAAUGGACCUGGAAAUGGCCGUUCUGAUGCAGGAACUAAUGGGGCUUCGAGAAGAUAAGGCUGAAUUGAUCUCAAAAGUCUAUGAACUAGAAAAGGAAAAAAGUGUGGCAGAACUGAAGUUAAAGUACUUAGAGGAAGAGCUGAAGAAUAAAUCGGUAGCUUUAAAGAAUCUGCAGGGAAAGCUGAAACAUGUUGUAGCAUCACAUUCAUCCACAACCUAAAAAAAGGAAAGGUGAAUUUCUAAUUCACUUGGUUCAUCGCACAUAUUCACUUAUUCCUAAUAUCGGCUUUCAUCACAUAAUCAUGUAUAUACAUUUAUGAAGAUGCGUUAAAGAUAUAUAUCGAUAAUGUUUAUCAAGAAAUUCCUAGCAAUUGCAAAGUAGAGCUGAAUAAAAACAACACCAAAAAUCAUGUAUUCGCAAAGUUGCAAAUAAUUUAAUUCGAUCAUAUUCUAUUAGUCAAUUUUUCCUCAAAACCAGUUCUGCUAUUUGCAAUUACUGUAUGUUGUAAUUUUUUAUUUUAUUUCAAUUCGAAAUUCCAUGUAAUUAGUUAUACAUUGGACUUUCUAGACGUUUGCCAAGGCGAUCAUGUGCAGUAAAGUGCUCUCAAUGUUUGUAAAUUAUAUAUUGUUGGUAGUGCUUGAAUGUAUAUUAAAAUGUUAUAUAUUUUCUUUAAGAAUAAAAUGAAAUAUCUAUGAGCA